Messenger RNA from Haliotis rufescens (red abalone), 4402 nucleotides. RefSeq names its product ankyrin repeat domain-containing protein 27-like. The record is from RefSeq and is a predicted model, not a curated record. Bases 252 to 3629 code for a protein of 1125 amino acids. Gene Ontology annotation, cellular component: neuron projection; plasma membrane; early endosome. Gene Ontology annotation, molecular function: SNARE binding; guanyl-nucleotide exchange factor activity. Lineage: Eukaryota; Metazoa; Mollusca; Gastropoda; Lepetellida; Haliotidae. Gene Ontology annotation, biological process: early endosome to late endosome transport; neuron projection morphogenesis. The transcript has 27 exons.
AUGAUAUAAAGAUAACGCUUAGGCGAGUAGGACCAGAGUUGCACGAGUCAAGCAACUGGCGAUGUAAACAUGGAAGAGGGUGUUAGUGCUUUCCGUUAGCAGUUUCCGGGUGGAUGUGCCAGAACAUCUCGUCAGCGAACACCACAACAACAUAUCGAAAAAGACCGAAUACACAAUCUAUGUGGAACGUUGCCAAGAAGUUUAAUUCAAGUCAUUCAACAUGAGCGCUAUGACAACUAUGACCUGCCAGUAUGAGUGACAAGUAUGAUGAAGAUCUGUACGAGAAUCCUUUCUUCAACGCCCUCCAACGCCAGUUCCCAGACAUCCUCAACAAAGCAGCUGCGGAUGAUUGGCUGGUGUGCAUCCCCCAGUUCAAGAGUGUGCCGAAGCAGCCAGUGAACCCGGCCGAUGUCGAGGACCAUGUCCUGGUCCCCCGAGGCGGGGCGGAGGAGGCUGAAGAUGCGCGCCUGCUGUACCAGUCCUUGUCCUCUAAGGACUGUGAGAUUGUGAAGGGCAAGAUAGUCACAAAGCAAGGAUAUGAAGUUUCACAGGAGGUGGUGAUUCUGUUCGAGGAGACGUUUCACACAGACAAUGAUGAGAGCUACAGGGUGGUGUGUGUUGACAGAUAUCUCAACAGAAAAACAGAUGCAGCUCCUCCAGAAGACGGCAGCACCAUCAAGCGACCUACGUCGUACGAGCAGUGCAUUGACCUUCUGUGGAACCAUACUGGAGGCUGGAAGGCAAGAGACAAUAUUGACAAGAUGCUCAGCACCUUCUCCAUGGCCUUUGACCAACUGGAAGGUCAAGGUCUCCGCAGCAUCAUGGAUGCAGCAAAUGCACAGUUCACCAAGGUCAUGCAGUAUGUGCUGAAGGAUUCUGUAUUGAAAAGAACAGCCCGCCAUAAUACUCACUAUAUGGAAAACAUAAAAAUUGCAGUUGAGACAUACUACAUGCAUGCAGUGUUUAGGAAAUUGUUCCGUGUAGUGACUGCAUGCAUGGGUUCGGAGGAUGCAGAUGUCAACAAACUGACCCGCAACCUGACCGAACUGACCCUGCAGGACCUUGGCAUCAAGAAGGUUUUCAGUAAGAAUGUGUCCUUGGCGAAGGUUGAACUGUCUCGGUUGAACAACUUCACGACUCCUGUGGGCCGACUGUUCUGUGUGAAGAGAGUGGUGGCUGCUCUCACCAAGCCAAGGAAGGGAUCAGGACCCACAGGUCCUGAAGACAUGAUGACAACAGAUGACUUUCUUCCAAUUUUGAUAUACCUCAUUGUGAAGUCUGAAAUACCAAAUUGGACAGCUAACCUUGCUUUCAUGACACACUUCCAUUUUGCAAAGUGUUCAGAAGAUGCUGAGUUUGGGUUCUACUUGGCCUCCAUCGAGGCAGCUCUGGAGCACAUCAAGAGUGGGAAGAUGAAGGAUGAGGUCUUCAGCAGGGACAUGAUCAAGGACCACAACUGGCAAGGAGUGAACGGUGUGACGGAUGACGGGAUACAGAGACAGUCAAGUGGCCCCAACCUGCCGGUUGUGGAUGAGUUCUUCCAGCAAGUACAGAACGGGGAUGAGGCUCUGGUGCAGGAGAUGCUCGAGCAGCCAAAGAAGGCAUCGGACGAGCUGGUCAGAAGACUGUGCCAUCCUUUGUGUUCCUGUGACAGGUGUGAGAAGAUCCAGGCUCAGAUCCGCUCCAACUCAAAUCUUGUCACUGCCUACACCAGGGAUACACGAGGAUACACAGCAUUGCACAUAGCAGCUUCAUGUGGCCAGGCCCAGCUGAUUGACGUGCUGGUGAAACACGGGGCUGUGGUGGAUGCUGCUGACUACCUGGGCCUCACACCACUACACUUGGCCUGCCAGAAGGGCUUCCAGAGUGCCAUGCUGUUGCUGCUUCACUUCCAUGCCAGCAUCACAGCCGUGGACAGCGACGGCAACACACCUCUACACCUCUGUGCCGCAAAUGGACAUGAUGAUUGUGUGAAGGCUCUCAUAUUUUUUGACAACAAUGCCAGAAGAAUCUGCAUCAACGCCUUGAAUGAUAUCGGAAACACUCCACUCCACCUCGCCUCCAAGUGGGGAUAUGAGACCAUCGUGAAGGUAUUGCUCGAGAAUAACGCGGACCCCAACAUCCGGAACCGUAAGAAGCAGACCCCCCUUAGCCUGACGCAGAACGUUAAUGUCCAGCGCCUGCUGACGCUGAGUGGGCGUGGCAUCAUGAUUCUUCCUACAAACAGUGAACCAAUAAUGCCGACGGUGAAGCCAUCUGUCAUCUCCCCGACAUCUCCCAUCAGCCCGACAGGGAUGUCCCGGGUGCAGCGUGUCAACAGCAUCAUCAGCACCACCAGCACCAGCAGCUCCGCAUCAGCUGACACCACCUUCAAGUUCGAGACCGCCACCCUUGAUGACAAUCUCAAUGAGAAAAUCAAGAAGAAGCUGGACAAACUCUUCAGGGCCAUCAUUGAUGGAGAUACACAACUAGUGAAGUUCUACCUUGGUUUUGACUCCCCGACGGAUGACUUUGAUGACUUUGAAGACAACAGUGAUGUAGUGGACAGUGCUGACCAGGCCGGUGACCUCUGCCACCCUCUCUGUCAGUGCUCCAAGUGUCGCAACAACUUCAAAAGUAGCCCCCGGUCAUCCAGCGAGUUGUCUGUGAACACGCAGUCCAGCAAUGGCUAUUCUCCCCUCCACAUGGCCGUGCUGCACCAACAAACUGACCUGAUCAGCCUCUUCCUGCUGCGGGGGGCGGUGGUCAACGUGCACAACCAGAAGCUCACCACCUCCGUCCACAUGGCCAUCUGUGUGCAGAGUGAGAAGAUCCUGAAGACCUUGCUGGACGCAGGUGGGGCAGUGGGUGUACAAGACAUCAACGGGGACACCCCACUUCACAUCAGCUGUGCAAAGGGCUUUGCUGCAGGUGUUAACUUGCUUCUCCAGCAUCGGGCCAGUGUUAUGACCCAGAACAGGAGAGGUAACACCCCACUACAUUUAGCAACGGAACGAAACCAUCCAGGUAUUGUACAGAUUCUUAUCAACCAUGGUGCUGACGUGAGAGUGAAAAAUAUACACGGGAUGAUACCUACAGAUCUCACACAGAACUCUGCAAUGAAGCGUCUCCUGGAGAGUCAGAGGCCUAAGUCACAGUCAGAACCCAGCAGUUCUGGUAAUGGUGGGGCUGCUGCAUGCAAGGGUCCAGGCAACCCAAAGCGUCAAGUUGGCAUCCAAGACCUGUUUGCAGCAUUUGAGGAGUCAGACCUUCACACCUUGAAAAAUCUUACAUCAGCCAUCCAGUCCUUUGACGGGCGUCACAGCUUGAGGAGGACAAGCACUCGGGACCUCAGUGCACCCCGUCUAGAUGCAGCUCUAGCCAGGAAUCUAUCCAUCCGAAGCUUUGAUCACAAUCGACUCCGACACACAGACUCGGUGGACAAGUGUGAGCCCCUGUACAUCUAUAAGCUGGCCAUGCAGGGGCAGCAGGUCAGCGGCGUGUCGGCAGAGGACGUUGUGCAUGGGCAAGUGAUACCCUCGGACAGUGAUUCGGAUGACGAUUUGUUCAGAAAGACCAAACCUGUAGAGGCUCCACAGAAAGUGUUGUCGGAAUCAGAAAUGACGGAUCUCAUUGAUGUUGAACUGUGAUAACAUUCCAUGAUCAAAUAGGGGUGUUAUGUUCGAUAAUUCGAAAUCAUCAAAGUCAGAUCUUUCACUCUGAUGUGAUCUCUCUAUGUGUAAAGGCCUGACAACCCAUCCGUAGAAAGUCGUGCCAGUGAAACUUAAGCAAACUCUGAUCACCCCAUCUAAAUGAAGGAUGCUUUGGUUCUUGAGCCAAUCAGUCGUCUGCACUAUGAGAUGAUUUGACUUUAUUUUGUUAUCUCGAUUUGGAAAAUUCGAUUUUAACAAAAGCAAAUCUCCUUACACUACAAAUAUACCUUCAAUGGUGCUACCUUUCUUGUGUGGAGUCAUGGUGCUCAGAAACAACAGGGUGUAUAAAAUAUCAACAACCAUUACGAUGGUGAUGCCUUUAUUAUUAACAUUCGAGACUGGUCAUGUAAGUUUGUUUUCAGGAUACAGAAAAACAGAUAUGUUGCUGUGAAUGCUUUGAUCACUGGUACCAAAAAUUGUGAAACCUCUAUGCUGAGUGCCUGAUUAGAAAGUCGACCUGACGCGACCUUCAAUGAUCUGAAUGAGAGCCGAUGUAAUUGAGUAUAUAAAAAAUCACACCGCUUUGAACUGUGUGGAUUCCAGAACCUAGAAAGCCUGGUGGUCCUGAGACUUGAGUGAAAUGUGGAUGUGAUGAUCACAAUGACUGGUGGCAGAAGUUGAACUUAGUUGGUGACCAUCAGGGGAGAGAACUCUGUCACUUGGUGAAUGGAACCUGGUCCAGAAUCGAUUAUUUACAGACCGCCGUCAUA